UAAGAGACCGAAAAAAUGAAGAAAUACGUAAAAAUGGUCGUCCUUCGGAUGGUUAUAAUACUGCAAGUAGCGAGCUGCUUCGACAUUAAGCCAUCAUCUCAAGAUCACGACGAAUUGGCAGAUUCAAUAAGGGGGAGACGAGGAGUUAUUGAAGAAGAGAAGUUUUUUAGUGUCAAUUCUGACAUCAGAAACGAUAACAUAAAUCAACAUAAACCAUGGCUUCCCAGCGCUUUGCACUCUGAUGAAGAUCCUACAACUAAAAUAUCUAUCACCAAUGAUGUGAAAGAUACCAUAUCACAUCAAACAACUGAAAGAGUGACAGAUAAACCUAUUGGACGUGGAGCGAGAGCUUCCAACGAAAACUGGGUUAAACUUCCCUUUCCUAACGAAGAUAAAACCGGAGACAACAUUCUAACGCCACCAAAACCAACAGGCGAUCUUAUAAACUCACGCAUGCCACGAGUUAACUUCGUUACUCAGAAUAAAGGUUUAGAAACGUCAGAAUCUAGAAAUGACAGAGAAUCCGUUCAAAGAUCAACUCGAACUGAUAAUAUCAGAACAGAAUUUGUUCGUCCAGAUGAAGACGAUUUGAUGAAACAAAAACCUGUAUAUCCGAGACAAGCAGUCUACUAUCCGGAGGAUCCUCGACGAAUGUAUUACGAAGAUAGGUACUACAAUGACGAUUUGUACAGACGUGACCCCUACUACGAUUUAUACGAUCGUAAAAGAUAUUAUCCAGGUCCUAGAGUUGACAGAUACGAUGAGCCUUAUGAUAAUUAUGUACCACGAAAACCUAAGAGAAUUAUUUACUACGCUCAUUUACCAGAAGUAGUAAGGACCCCACCUAAUGUCGAUUUAAGAUAUAGAUAUUCCAAUGAUCCUUAUCGACGAUUCGAUGACGAUUAUUACGCGAGAACUGGCAGGUACGAUUAUCGUUUUAGAAAUAGAUAUCCAUACGCUGCUUUAAGAAAAGACGAGAGGAAUUAUAGAGAUUUGGUUAUCGCUGGUACAGACGCUAGAGACAAAAAAAUCGACGAAAAAGUAACUCCAACUCCAAUAUUGCCUAAGAAAGAUGAUAAAAAGGAAAAACAAGUGAAUGCUAGCAAUCGAAGUGCAAAUAGAAAUACUAUAAACAGCCAUCAGUAUCAUGAAACUGCUGCUAAUUAUAACGAUCAAAUGAAUCAUAAAGCUUUUGUAGACUCUAAGAGACCUGAUGAUGGAUAUUUUAGAUUCGAUGAACCUUUUUUCCAUUCCACUAUCGAUGAUUCUUAUCAAAGGAAAUAUUAA
Molecule: messenger RNA, 1287 nt
Organism: Papilio machaon (common yellow swallowtail)
Lineage: Eukaryota; Metazoa; Arthropoda; Insecta; Lepidoptera; Papilionidae
Exons: 2
Coding region: 16-1287 (423 amino acids)
Source: RefSeq, a predicted model, not a curated record